Messenger RNA from Metarhizium robertsii ARSEF 23, 4668 nucleotides. RefSeq names its product multidrug resistance-associated protein. The record is from RefSeq and is a predicted model, not a curated record. Lineage: Eukaryota; Fungi; Ascomycota; Sordariomycetes; Hypocreales; Clavicipitaceae. The transcript is spliced from 5 exons. Gene Ontology annotation, biological process: transmembrane transport. The coding region runs from base 1 to 4668 and encodes 1555 amino acids. Gene Ontology annotation, cellular component: membrane. Gene Ontology annotation, molecular function: ATP hydrolysis activity; ABC-type transporter activity; ATP binding.
AUGGAUCCUCUGGACCUUAUGGACCCUUACAGCGAGCAGCAGGUCCGCCUGCUUUCCGGCUCCUUCACCGGCCUGCGCCCGCUGCAGCGCCUCGGCGGUAAUUACUUUUCCGUCUCGGCCUUCCAGCAACCGCUCUGCGGCAACGAAGAGGGCUGGGGCCCAAUUAGCAAGUACAGAUACGACUUUACGCCGUGCUUCAUCGAUGUCUGGUUGGCAACCGUGUCCGUAUAUGCCCUCGUCUUGGGACCAGUGGCCCUGUGGUGGCUGCUGACGAAAAAAAAGCCCAUGGAAGAGGGCUCCUCCAAGAAUGCUCACUUUUACAUCAAACAGUCUCUUCUCGUCUUUCUCAUCGCCGACGUCGUCGUUCAACUCGUCAUUCAAAUCCUUGGCAUGCCCGGCAUUUGGUAUGGGGACUUUCGCGUGCUGACAACUCUUCUUACCAUUCUUUCCUUGUUUGUCAUCUUUUCGAUUCAAUGGAUUGAGCACUCCCGCCUGCGGCACGCCAAUGGAGUCGUCCUCUUCUACUGGCUCCUCCUCCUCAUCUCGCUCACCGUCAAGCUUCGAUCUUUGAUUUCACAACAAGUAUAUGAAGCGAACCUGCCUUACUUUAUUGCAUACUGCAUUGGAUUCGGAUUUGCGGUUGUUGAAUUCCUGGUCGAGUGGCUCUGGCCUCGUCAGCAUGUUCCAAGUGGCUACGAAGCCAUCUUCGAGGAUGAGGAAUGCCCCGUGGAAUACGCCACUGUCUUUUCUCGUCUAACUUUCUCCUGGAUGACGCCCAUGAUGCAAUAUGGCUACAAGGUCUUUUUGACUGAAAAUGAUCUGUGGGGCCUGGCCAAACCAGACCAGACCAAGACCACUGGUGCAGCCUUCGAGAAGGCCUGGGCUCAUGAGUUGAACCACCGUCCCAAGUCUCCGUCACUUUGGUUGGCCAUGUUUCGUGCCUACGGUGGCCCCUAUGCAGUUGCUGCGUUAUUCAAGAUCGGUAACGACAUCGCGCAGUAUAUCCAGCCGCAGCUACUUCGUCUGUUGCUUACCUGGGUCAAAUCAUACAACCCUGAGUACGGUGUGAUUGCCGAACCGGUUAUCAAGGGAGCGGCGAUUGCAUUGGCGAUGUUUUCUUGUGCUGUAUUCCAAACUACGAUGGUGCAUCAAUAUUUCCAAUUGUCCUUCGUAACUGGUAUGCGGAUAAAGGGUGGCCUCGCCUCCACCAUCUACCGAAAGUCUUUGAGGUUGUCCAACGAGGGGAGAUCAACAAAAACCACGGGAGACAUUGUGAAUUACAUGGCUGUCGAUGCCCAGCGUCUUCAGGACUUGACUCAGUUUUUGCAGCAAGCCUGGUCGGCUCCCUUCCAAAUUAUCAUCUGCAUGAUUUCGCUCUAUAACCUUGUUGGGUGGUCGAUGAUGGCCGGUAUUGUCGUAAUGAUUAUUAUGAUGCCAGCUCAGGGAUGGGUCGCCAGAAUCAUGAAGAACUUGCAAAAAGACCAGAUGAAGAACAAGGAUGCCAGGAGCAGACUCAUCAAUGAAAUUAUUACUAACAUGAAGAGCAUCAAGCUUUAUGCGUGGGGUGCUGCUUUCAUGAACAAGCUCAACUACGUCCGAAAUGAGCAAGAGCUCAAGAAUCUGCGACGAAUUGGUGCCACCCAAGCAUUUGCCAACUUCACUUGGAACACAGCGCCGUUUUUCGUGUCAUGUUCGACUUUUACCGUCUUUGUUCUCACACAAGAUAGACCGCUUACAACGGACAUUAUCUUCCCUGCUCUGGCCCUUUUCAACCUGUUGACCUUCCCAUUGGCUGUUUUGCCCAUGGUCAUUACGUCCAUCGUUGAAGCGUCAGUUGCUAUCGGCCGUUUGACCGAUUUCCUAACCGCCGAAGAACUUCAGUCUGACUCUGUCACUGUAAAGCCUGCUCCCAAAGAGAUGGGUGAAGAAACAGUGCUCAUUCGCGACGGCACCUUCUCCUGGAACCGUCAUGAGCCUAAGGAGGUCCUCAAAGACAUCGAUUUUACCGCCUAUAAGGGUGAACUAACGUGUGUCGUUGGCCGCGUGGGCGCCGGCAAAUCUUCCUUCUUGCAGAGUAUUCUUGGUGAUCUUUGGAAAGUUAAGGGUUCUGCUGAGGUUAGAGGCACAGUGGCCUAUGCAUCUCAACAGACCUGGAUUUUGAACGCAACCGUCAAAGAAAAUAUCGUCUUUGGAUACAAAUACGACUCUGAAUUUUACGAGAAAACGAUUAAAGCUUGCGCCCUACUGGAUGACUUUGCUCAGCUGCCUGAUGGCGACGAGACCGUUGUCGGCGAGAGAGGCAUCUCUCUCAGUGGUGGACAGAAGGCCCGAGUGUCUCUUGCGCGCUCUGUUUACGCUAGAGCCGAUAUUUACCUUUUGGACGAUGUUUUGUCUGCCGUGGACUCACAUGUUGGUCGUCACAUCAUCGACAGUGUCCUUGGCCCUCGCGGUUUGCUUUCGACAAAGACUAGAAUCCUCGCAACCAACUCUAUCCCCGUUCUCAAGCAAGCCAGCUUUAUUACUAUGCUGAAGGAUGGUGAAGUUGCUGAGAAGGGAACUUACUCGCAGCUGAUUGCCAAGAAAGGACUGGUUGCCGAUCUGCUGAGGACUGCCGGUCACGACUCGAAUAACGGCUCAGGUAGCUCCAGCCCUCCUUCUAGCGAGACCUCAACUAUUAUUGAGGGUGAACCUAGCUUUACCCAGAACAAGGAAGAAGUUGAAGAGGCUCUAGAAGACGUUCCAGAGAUGGAACCAAUCAAGGGUGCUACACCUAUGGGUAAGAAAACCCGAUCAAGCAGCAUGGCCACUCUACGCCGUGCUAGUACGGCGAGUUUCAGGGGCCCUCGGGGCAAGCUUACCGACGAAGAGCUUGCCAGCGCCUCGCGGACCAAGCAAACGAAGGAAUUCGUUGAACAAGGCAAAGUCAAGUGGUCUGUGUACGGUGAAUAUGCAAAGGAAAACAAUCUAGUCGCUGUUGGAAUCUACAUUUUUGCCCUCUUGGCUUCCCAAUCUGCCAGCAUUGGCGGCUCUGUCUGGCUAAAAGAAUGGUCCGAACACAACGAAAAGACGGGUUCCAACGAUAGCAUCGGCAAGUACAUCGGCAUCUACUUUGCCUUCGGUAUCGGCUCAUCUUUACUCACGGUCGGCCAAACUCUGAUUCUGUGGAUCUUCUGUUCUAUCGAGGCCUCUCGUAAGCUCCAUGAGCGCAUGGCCAAUGCGAUUUUCAGGUCUCCAAUGUCCUUCUUUGACACUACGCCUGCCGGGCGCAUUCUGAACCGAUUCUCCAGCGAUAUUUACCGAGUUGACGAAGUUCUGGCGCGUGUGUUCAACAUGUUGUUUGUCAACGUUGCAAGAUCUUGCUUUACUCUGGGUGUCAUAUCUUUCUCCACGCCCGCUUUCAUUGCUUUGAUUGUCCCCUUGGCGCUUACUUACUACUGGAUUCAGCGAUACUAUCUCCGCACAUCUCGAGAACUCAAGAGACUUGAUAGUGUCACCCGCAGUCCUGUGUACGCCCACUUCCAGGAGUCCUUGGGUGGCAUUACCACCAUUCGUGCUUUCCGUCAACAACAGCGAUUUGAACUCGAGAAUGAAUGGCGUGUGGAUGCUAAUUUGCGCGCCUACUUCCCAUCAAUCAGUGCCAAUCGUUGGUUAGCUGUCCGUCUUGAGUUUAUCGGUGCCGUGGUGAUUUUGGCUGCCGCUGGCCUUGCCAUCAUCUCUGUCUCGAAUCACAGUGGCUUGACUGAAGGCACUGUUGGUCUAGCAAUGUCGUAUGCCCUUCAAAUUACGACAUCGCUCAACUGGAUCGUUCGUCAAACUGUCGAGGUCGAGACCAAUAUUGUCUCUGUUGAGCGUGUUCUGGAAUAUGCCAGGCUGCCCAGCGAAGCGCCCGAGAUUAUUCCUGAGAACCGACCUCCGAUUGCUUGGCCAGCAAAGGGCGAGGUAGACUUUAAGAAUUACAGCACUAGAUACCGUGAGGGUCUGGACUUGGUUCUUAAGAAUGUCAACCUAGACAUUAAAUCCCACGAGAAGAUUGGCGUUGUCGGUCGAACAGGAGCCGGCAAAUCCUCCUUAACACUUGCACUCUUCCGUUUGAUUGAGCCAGCUACUGGUCACAUUGGCAUAGAUAAUCUCAACACGUCGACGAUUGGCUUGCUAGAUCUUCGACGCAGACUUGCCAUUAUUCCUCAGGAUGCCGCGCUUUUCGAGGGUACAGUUCGUGACAACCUUGACCCUGGCCACGUUCACGACGACACUGAGCUCUGGAGUGUUCUUGACCAUGCCCGCCUCAAGGAACAAGUAGCAAACAUGGAUGGCGGUCUCGAAGCCAAAAUUAACGAAGGGGGCUCGAAUCUGUCUCAAGGCCAGCGUCAACUCGUCUCCCUCGCCCGCGCCAUGCUUACGCCCUCCAAUAUCCUCGUGCUCGACGAAGCCACCGCUGCCGUAGAUGUGGAAACUGACGCCAUGCUCCAAGCUACCCUGCGCUCACCCCUGUUCUCCAACCGCACCAUUAUCACGGUUGCACACCGUCUCAACACUAUCCUUGACAGCGAUCGCGUCGUCGUCCUGGAUAAGGGUGAGGUGGUGGAGUUUGAUACGCCGGGUGAGCUAUUCAAGAAGCAGGGUGUAUUUUAUGGCUUGAUGAAGCAGGCUGGCUUGGAAAUUGAAUGA